This is a messenger RNA of Annulohypoxylon maeteangense, 2022 nucleotides long. Its product is annotated as putative MFS monosaccharide transporter. NCBI's taxonomy places the organism in Eukaryota, Fungi, Ascomycota, Sordariomycetes, Xylariales, Hypoxylaceae. The coding region runs from base 324 to 1841 and encodes 505 amino acids. The transcript has 4 exons. Gene Ontology annotation, biological process: transmembrane transport; carbohydrate transport. Gene Ontology annotation, cellular component: membrane. The record is from RefSeq and is a predicted model, not a curated record. Gene Ontology annotation, molecular function: carbohydrate:proton symporter activity.
AGGGUGAUCUUCAACCCAUAAGCACGGGUGGUCUUUGUCCUAUUCUGUGCUCUUCUCCCCAACGCAGACAUUUCAGGCUAUGCGCGUCAUUUGCAAACCAUGACCAGCAGCCAUGAAUGCCCUACCGAGCACCGUAGCCGAGUCGGUCUGGGGGGCGAGGAUAGAAUAAAAGCAUUAUUCUUCCCCAUUCUUUGAUUCUUGUUGAUCGAUUCUAUUCCCCGAUCGCCAACUUCGAGAUCCCCACGUACUUGUCUAGGUAUUGUACGUUACGUACUUUGCUGCGGAGUUAAGGUCCUAGAAGAAGAAUUAGAAAAAGCAACGCCAUGGCGGGCUGGUAUUCCAUUGGAAUCGCGCUCUUCGCCGCCAUCGGCACAUUUCUCUUCGGCUUUGACACGGGCAUCGCUACUACGACCAUCGCCCACGAAAGUUGGAUCGAUUACAUGAACCAUCCCUCCAAUGGACUCACCGGUGCGGUAGUAGCCGUGUACAUCGCGGGCGAGGCCGUCGGCGCGCUCACCCAGACUUUCAUAGGGGAUAAGUUGGGUCGCAUCCGAUUUAUGCAGCUCCUGUGCAUCAUCGUCACGAUCGGCACCACCAUCCAGACCGCCUCCGUCAACAUCGGCAUGUUCCUAGCCGGCCGCGCCAUCGCCGGCAUGGCUGUCGGCGGCAUGGUCGCCACCGUCCCCAUCUACCUCAGCGAGAUCUCCGCCCCCGACCAGCGCGGCCUCAUCGGCGGUAUCUCCGGCUGCGGCAUCGCCUUCGGCACCAUGAUGUCCAACUGGGUCGGCUUCGCCUGCUCCUACGCCCCGUACGGCUCCACGCAAUGGCGCUUGCCUCUCGGCAUCCAGAUCCCAUGGGGCGUGAUCAUGUUCACGGGGCUAUCGACAUUCAUGCCAGACUCUCCGCGCCAGCUUCUUCGCAACGGGAAAGUCGAGGCCGCGAGGCGCGAGUUCGUGAAAGUGCGCCGCGACCUCGGAUCGCAUGAAGUGCACGAGGAGUUCGCGCUGAUGCGCGCGCAGAUCGAGUUCGAGAUGGCGCGCGAGAUCAAGUCGUUCCGCGAGGUGUUUACGCUCUUUGGCCGUCGCGCUUUCGUCUCGAUCGUCGUGCAGACUAUGACUAGCUUGACGGGAGUAAACGUAAUCCAAUACUACCAAACUACGCUCUACCGGUCGCUCGGCAUACAGCAGCAGACGAUCCUUGCGCUGGCGGGCGUCUACGGCACUGUGGCUUUUAUCUCGAAUAGCAUCACGACGCGGUAUUUGACGGACCAGUGGGGACGCCGGAAGAUGAUUAUAUCGGGUACCUUGGGCCUGACGUUGAUUAUGAUUUACGCCGCGGUGAUGCAGCGGAUUUUCCAGAACAGCGAUAAUAGGGUUGGCAAGGGUUUCGCGGUCCUGGGCAUUUACUUGUAUGUGGCGUGGUACUAUGCGAUGAUCAACAGUACGACGUGGCUCUACGGCGCUGAAGUGUUACCUAUCGCUCUGCGAAGCAAGGUCAUGGGUCUCGCCGCGGCGGGCCACUUCAUCGUCAACGUUGGUGUUACGGAGGCCGGACCCAGCGCGUUCGCUAAUAUCGGCGAAAAUUAUUAUUACGUCUUCGUUGGGUGCACUUUGGUCUUUCUAAUUCUCGCCUACUUGUACUUCCCAGAAACGCGCCGGAAGACUCUUGAGGAAAUUGCGCGGGCUUUUGGUGAUAAGGUGGUUCUUGUUGAUGAAGGGCCGAUCCAUGGGGAGCAUUUAGGGGGACACGAUGAGGAAACGGCAAGCGUUGUGAAGGAGGAGAAUAAGGCUACAGCAUCGACUACGUCUACGAUUCCCCCUAGCCACGGAUCUGCGUCAUAAGAAAGACUGCCUAUCCCGAGUAUACAGGAGUUGAGCUACUAUAUUAGAUGUGUGUACCUACCUGGGUAGCUAAUUUCUACCACCAGUAGUGUCUUUUGAAGAGUUAAUCGUCAGAUUAGUACCUAGUCUAGUGUUCUAGCUAACAGUGCUGGCUCCAUGUUGUACCCUCAUACGCCAAGCC